This is a messenger RNA of Sebastes umbrosus (honeycomb rockfish), 3644 nucleotides long. It is a transcript of the gene amotl2b, whose product is annotated as angiomotin like 2b. Gene Ontology annotation, biological process: actin cytoskeleton organization; angiogenesis; establishment of cell polarity involved in ameboidal cell migration. Lineage: Eukaryota; Metazoa; Chordata; Actinopteri; Perciformes; Sebastidae. The transcript is spliced from 10 exons. Gene Ontology annotation, cellular component: cytoplasmic vesicle; plasma membrane; bicellular tight junction. The record is from RefSeq and is a predicted model, not a curated record. The coding region runs from base 310 to 2409 and encodes 699 amino acids.
AGGGACCUCGCGUUUUACAUUCCUGACAUACCGACCUCAGUAGUCCCUCCUCGGUUACUUAUUAUCACCGCCUGCUCUCCACACAACCAGUUCACAGCGAGAGGACCGGGGGGGAGCAACAUGAGACACGUUUGACUCUGAAAAACUCAUGGAAAUAGUGGAUUUACUCUGAAUUGUUUCACUUCGACAUCGAGAACAACGUUUGGAUACGAUGAGAGCGUGAGCUGGUUCACAGCUGAUUUAUUUAAAUAUUUUAAAAAUAAAAAAAAGAGCUCAACAGGUCUUUUAGAGAAGAUAACAAACAAAAGCAUGAUGUCGUCCACUGAAGAGCCGUCUGGCACGGUCCUGCACAGGCUCAUCCAGGAGCAGCUGCGCUAUGGAAACCCCACAGACACCCGCACCUUAUUAGCCAUCCAGCAGCAGGCCCUGCGUGGAGGCAGUGGAAGCAACAGUGGACCCAGCAGUGGAGGUGACAUGGGCAGGAGCCCACGAUCCUCCUUGGAGAGCCUCACCCAGGAAGACCCUCAGUUCCCUCAGCUCUCUGCCAGGCAGGAGCCCCAAGGCCAGGAGCACCAGGGUGACUACCACCACUCAGAGAGUGGCUACCAACUCUACCAGCUGCACGGGGAGGAGCUGCCCACGUACGAGCAGGCCAAGGUGCACUCUCAGUAUCUGGCCUCUCACUGGGUCCCCAUGGGCCCCGUCAGGCAGCUCCACGAGGGGCUCCUGCAUGAGGGUGCCUUCCACGAAGAGGCCGAUCUGAUGGAGCUGAAGUGUGGCCAUGUGCGGUCGCUCAGUGAGCAUCGCAUGCAGAUAUCUCUGGAGAGGACCGAUGCAGUGGCCAAAGCAGGGGCCAUCAAGUGCAACAGUUACCCCGAGCUUCCUUACUACACACCGCAAGGCCUCCAAAGCACGAGGCAAAGCCUGGACAAGCGCAGCCCGCCUCCAGAGUACUCAGCCCCCAUCCAGAGCCAAGGAUUUAUCACUCACCAGGUCCAGGAGCAGGUUCAAGCCCAGCAGCACAGGUAUGUCCAGCAAGCUGAAGUCCCCUGCUACAGCGCGUUCACCAGCCUGCCACCUGCUGGUUUGGAGGAGCCCAACCAGGUGGAGCUGCUGCUGAUGGAGAACGAGAGGCUGAGGCAAGAGCUGGAGGCACACAGGGAGAAGACCGGCCGAAUUCAGAAGUUGGAGCAGGAGAUCCAGCGUAUUUCGGAGGCCUAUGAGACACUGAUGCAAGGCAGCUGUAAGAGGGAAAACCUGGAGCAGACACUGAGGAGGAGGCUGGUGGCUGAGAUCAGGAGGCUGCAGGAUUUCAACAGAGACCUUAGAGAAAACUUGGAAAAUGCCAGAACGCAUGUCGCAAAAGAAGUAGAAGCAGCCGACCAUAACCAGCACAUCAUGGCGAAACUCCUCGAACAAAAUGAGGAGCAGAACCUAGAGCGAGAGCGCGCGGAGCGAGAGCUGGAGCGACUGAGAUCCGCGGCGGAGGAGCAGAACUCCAGGGCGAAGCGGCUCGAGGAGGCUCUGGACACAGCUCGCGGACGAGGUCGCCAGCUCGAGGAGGAGCUGAGGAGGAAGAGGGCUUACGUGGAGAAGGUGGAGAGACUUCAGAGUGCGCUGGCUCAGCUGCAGUCCACCUGUGAGAAGAGGGAGACCCUAGAGAUGAAGCUGAGGACGCGACUAGAGCAGGAGCUGAGGAGUAUGAGGGCGCAGCAGAGGCAGUCUCAGCCACCGGGAGUGACCAUGAGCUCCCUUCAAGAGCGUCUACGUGAGCGCGAGGAGCGAAUCCUGGCCCUCGAGGCCGACAUGGUGCGCUGGGAGCAGAAGUACCUGGAGGAGAGCACCAUGAGGCAGUUUGCGAUGGAGGUGGCUGCCACCGCUGCCGCCCAGAGAGACACCACCAUCAUUAACCACUCGCCUUGCCACUCCUCUAACAACAGCUUCAACGAUGACCUGCCGGUUGCCGACUACAGGAACCAGGAGAUGGAGAACAGGAUCCGCGCCCUUUACGCUCAGAUCUUGGAAAAGGACGCUGUGAUCAAGAUCCUCAACCAGCGGCUGCAUCAGGACCAAGGGCGGAAGGACGAGAAAAGUCCCCGCACGAACCUACUGAACACAGCGGGGGCGCCUCUCCGACCGGCCUCUUCCACCCCCUCCAUCAGCACCGCCAUGAGCAAUGCAAGGACUAGUGGUAAGAGUCUUUCAGAUGAUCUGACGUUGCCGAACCGUCAGUUCUCCGCUCAGUCUGAACCUGGAACGCUAGAACGACAGGUGGAGGGAACGAAAGCCAAAGAGGCUGCCAGCACAACUAAGCUCAACAGUGACAAGGCAGCGCCUAAGAAGUUGCUCUUAAACCCUUUCGGAGGCCUGGAUGAGCUGGAGUCAGAGGCAGUGGAAAUCUUCAUUUAAAAGAAGGUGGAUUUUGAAUGAAAAAAAAAAAAACAAUUCUGAGAAUCUGUGAAGAGUGCAAGUCUUUGAAUAGAGAGUGGAUUAAAUAUUGGAUGCAAGAAUGUCGUGGAAAGAGGCCAACGCACGAAAAAAAAGGACUGUUUUCACAUUUUUUAGAGCCAGAGCUGUGCUCCGACUCACUCCCUCUCACUGAGCCGGACAGCUGCAGGCAGUCUGCCCGGCUCGGAGAGAAAAGAUGAAUCUUCUGAGGUACUUGGACAGUAUUGUGGAUUGUAAUAGGGCAACAUGUUCUCAGAGAGUGUAUGCCAAAAUAUUUAUAUAAAUAUAUAUAUAUAAUUGCUGCUUUUCCCCCCCUUUGUUACCCCCGUUAUCUCCUCUCCCAACCCAGUGAAUUAAGAAGCUACAUAUUUAUCUUAUCUGGUUUCCACAUUCCCCAAAUAUUAACUUAAGCCUCAUGCUCUUCUAGAUAAAUAUUCAUUAAAAGGUUAUCUAUGUGACCUCCUCUCCCAAAAAACAAUAUCUGAGUAACCUCAUUCCCAUCACAUGAAUCUUAUUUGUUUGGAAGACUUCCCUUUUUGUUCAAUAAUUUAAGCUUAUAACACAUGAAACACUGCUGAUGUAAAUGCUCUCACGGUCCAUAUUAUCUCUUCAGGCCGAGCAGCCGGUUCUGCAAAGGCUCCUCAGAGGUGUGUGAGCAGUGAGAUGCAUAAUAUAUAAAAAGACAAACUGAUGGUGUUUGUAAUGUUGGAAGAGUGUCGCAUCAAGAUUCAUCAUCUGUUUUUUGUCUGAUGACUUUUUCCUUCUCAAAGUAUGUUUGCAUGUGUGAUGAUUACCGUAUGUGAGUGUGUUUCCUGAUGCGGUGGUUCUGCUGGUUCAGGCCACCAUUGUGGGAUAAAAGUUGAAAACUACAUCCGUGUUUUUUUGUUUACUGUGAGCUUUGAACUAACAAACAGGUUAAUUAUUAUUAUUAUUAUUAUUAUUAUUAUUAUUAUUAUUAAUAUUAUUAUUAUAUAUUUUCUACAGAUGUUUGUAUUGUUAUUUUAGAUAGUGCUUUGAGCAGGACGCCAAAGAGUUUUAUGUAUGUUUGUUGUAAGUUAUGUGCCGACAAUCACGGUCAUGUCAAGCUGUACACAACCAAACAGACAUUUCUGUGAACUUCAAAACAAUAUGAAGGUUUUUACAGUUGAAUUCAUGCAACAUUUCAUAAAGCAAUAAAAUAUUCUAAUAUACAUUAA